CAAAUAAACCGAUUUUUUAGGUCCAACGUGAACCACACGGGCUGGGCGCGAUGUUAACUAAGCAGUAGCUUGGCUUUAGAUUCCAUCAAUUUUAGUUGUUCCCAUGCUCGUCAGCAUUGUGCGACUUGUUGUUUUCCAUAAACACACCCUCUACAUACCACAUCGCUCGCUCCUUGGACAACCGGUGGUCGGAUGACUGGAAGUCACAGCCAUUGAACUUAAUUGCGACAUUCGACCCCUUUUUCCACCGAGUCGACCCGAGUCCGAGUCCGACUCCUUGCGCGAGACAACAACAGCGACGCAUCCGAGUGCCAUUUAGCGGUGACGAUAGACGACGUCAAGACUCAUAGAGACCAGAGACGAAAUCAUCAUUUUUUUACUAGACUAGAGUCGCCCGCGACGUGCGAGCGCCAACGACAGACAAUAUGACACAAAACGGCAGCUCAGUGCCAGGUGCACAACCACCAAGUAAAGCAAGCGCCGCAGAGCCCAAGCUCAACAACGAAAUGGAGAUGGGGAGCAUACCAGGAGGCAAGCCGGCUGAGAACGACAUAAUGCAGCUCGCGCGGAUAGGCGACAUACCGGCCAUGGAGAAGUUGUUCGAGAUGGGCGAGUUCGAUGCCACAUAUUCCGACGACGAAGGCAUCACGCCGUUGCAUUGGGCAGCAAUCAACAACCAAUACGCCAUGUGCAAGUUCCUGAUAGAAAAGGGCGCGCCGAUAAACAAGAAAGGCGGCGAUUCGGUAGCGACGCCGCUGCAGUGGGCCGCCCAACGUUGCCAUUACUACACGGUGCACCUUCUUCUCCAGCACGGCGCCGACCCGCUGGCCACCGACGCGCAAGGUUACAACACACUACACAUCAGCACCUUCAACGGCAACGUCCUGCUGCUGGUGCUGCUUCUGCAUCAGGGAAUCCCGGUCGAUGUCGCCGACUCCUACGGCCACACGGGCCUCAUGUGGUCCGCCUACAAGGGCUUUCCCGCCUGCGUGGACGUCUUCCUUCGAUGGGGCGCCUCGGUGCACGCUCGCGACGAACAGGGCUUCACAGCGCUGCACUGGGCCCUCGUCAAGGGCAGCCCUGGGUGCGUACAGAAGAUCGUUGAGUACGGCGCCGACCGUUUUGCCAAGACCGAGACGGGCAAGACCCCGGCAAUCACGGCGCAGGAGCUCAACACCACGGUGGCGUGGCGGCGCGCCCUGCGCGAGUGCGGAUACGACGAGGAUGGGAACGCCAUCACGCCCCAGUGGCCUGGCGCUUCGUACCUCCUCAAGGACAAGAAGGGCUUUGUGAACAAAUUCCUGUUCCUGUGGCCUUUCCUGUUGGUUUGGAUGAUGUUCCAUAUCCUGGCGGCGAUGCCUAUAUAUUUUGCCAUAAUCGUGGGUGCGGUCGUGGUCUUUGCAGUUCAAUGGGUCGCGCAGAACGUACUGCAGCAUGCGCCAUCUGAAAUGCGGUCAUUUCAACGAACACCUUGGUUGGCAGGCAUAUUUGCUGCGUCCCUCUUUUGGACAAGUUGGAACUGGCUGUUCACACUAAUGCCGUCAACGACGCUCUAUGCUGCUCCUGACCAAACAAUGUACUUUCUCAACUUUAUGUUUCUCGUCUUUGCGUCCUUGACCGCGUUCUUCUACACCUCGUGCAUGAUGGACGACCCUGGAUUCGUGCCCAAGAUGAACGGCAUUGCGGAGCAAAAGGCCGUCAUCGAUGAGCUGAUUGGGUUGUGGAAGUUUGACGAGGCCAACUUUUGUGUUACGUGCAUGAUCAGGACACCUCUGAGAAGCAAGCACUGCAGGAGGUGUCAACGCUGUGUGGCCAAGCAUGACCACCAUUGCCCCUGGGUUUACAACUGCAUCGGCAACAACAACCAUCGUCAAUUCUUCCUGUACUUGAUAACGAUGUCAUUCGCUAUCAUUACAUUUGACUUUAUCUUGUAUCAAUAUCUCACAACCGUCUCCAAGAACGCAUCCGACCAAUGCAACAUCCUGGCACCAUCUUUAUGCAAAGUCAUCAACGCAGACGCAUUCACACUCAUCGUCGGCAUCUGGGCAACUUUGCAACUGACAUGGGUGAGCAUGCUCAUGUUUGUGCAGUUCCUCCAGGUCUCCCGCGCCAUGACAACAUACGAGAACAUGUUUGGCAUCGACCACCGCAGCAGCGGUGUAGCAGCGCUCAACUCGGCAUUUACGUCCACGGGGGCUCCCCUGGACCCCACCACUGGAGUGCCUCCUACCGGCAGCACCGGAGCGCCCGCCACAGCGGAAAGUGGGCACGCCCACAGUCACAAGCACAAGCACGGCGGCUGCCUCAAGCAGUGGGGACGCAUGCUUGGCGUGGACGCUUUCAUCGAGACGGCGACGGGCCGCGGCGCAGCAGCCGGCGGCGACAACAAGAAGAAGCGACGCAAGAACCCUUACUCCCGCGGUUGCGCCACCAACUGCCGCGACUUUUGGUGUGAUCCGGCGCCGGUCUUUGGGCGUCGCGAGACGGGUGCGGGUAUGCUGGGCGGACAAGUGGUCAACUGGACCCAAGUGUACGAAAGUCCCGCGGGGAUGCAGUCAACAGUCGGGGGCAGGAGAAGAGGUGGCUAUGAGGCGGUCGCCGGUGAGGAGGUUUGAGUGUGCACUCGCGCGGCGCCUAGAUACUAAUGAUGACGUAUGGUUACGUCUGCGGAUGAGCUGAAUUUGGACGCGUUUAAUGUGCUACUUAUGGUGUUUGGGGAAUACGCGGUUGAUGCAUUGUCAAGUAUAGACUAGAGGUUGUCUGGGUUGGCAGCGCGCGUUGUUGUGAUUCUAGGUUCGAGCUUGGAAAGACGUACAUUAUAAAGUCUCGAGAUUCGAGAUGUCUUGAGCGUUUUUGUUGGACCUUUAAGUAUGGGCUUCUGUGAUGAAGACUUGAUGUUCAUGUCCUCACGGCGCAGUUGUCAAGGCGGUUGGUUGAUACAUGACCGUUUUUUUUUUUUUUUUAGAUCGUCUUUCCAUGAGGUAAGGGUACUUGUGGCAUAAUAUCACAUUUCUACCUACCUCCCUAGGUACCGGUAGAUAGAUAUCUUAGAUUAGGUGACUCAUCUGCCCAGACUCUUUUCACACUAGAUUUGGUCUAGUUCUAGUCCAGAGCUGGAUCAUUACCUAUUCUAGCAAUCUACCCGGGUAUGAUCGGCCAUUAAACACAUCCUUCAACUGACAGCUUCACCGAAAUCUUGAC
Pyricularia oryzae 70-15 is the source of this 3201-nucleotide messenger RNA. Its product is annotated as palmitoyltransferase AKR1. Gene Ontology annotation, molecular function: palmitoyltransferase activity; protein binding. Gene Ontology annotation, biological process: protein palmitoylation. The coding region runs from base 426 to 2615 and encodes 729 amino acids. NCBI's taxonomy places the organism in Eukaryota, Fungi, Ascomycota, Sordariomycetes, Magnaporthales, Pyriculariaceae. Gene Ontology annotation, cellular component: Golgi membrane. The transcript is spliced from 6 exons. The record is from RefSeq and is a predicted model, not a curated record.